CUAUAUAGAUCCUGUAGGUGUUUGUCUCUGGCUGUGGCAUUGGAGCACAUCUGGCUGUAUCUUAGGGCUUGGCUGAAUACAAUAGAUUGAGAAAUGUGUCUGGGACAGAAGCUAGAGGCAUGAAGCUGUCAAACGUUUAAUGAAGGAAGCAGCCGAAUUGAAGGAUCCUACUGAUCAUUACCAUGCACAACCCUUGGAGGAUAAUCUUUUCGAAUGGCAUUUUACUGUUAGAGGCCCUCCAGAUUCAGAUUUUGAUGGCGGAGUUUAUCAUGGACGAAUAGUACUACCACCAGAGUAUCCCAUGAAACCCCCAAGCAUCAUUCUGUUAACAGCCAAUGGCAGAUUUGAAGUAGGGAAGAAAAUUUGUUUAAGCAUCUCAGGACAUCACCCUGAAACAUGGCAGCCUUCAUGGAGUAUAAGAACAGCUUUAUUAGCCAUUAUUGGUUUUAUGCCAACCAAAGGAGAGGGCGCCAUAGGAUCCCUAGACUACACACCUGAGGAAAGAAGAGCACUUGCCAAGAAGUCCCAGGAUUUCUGCUGUGAGGUAUGUGGCUCAGCAAUGAAGAUAAGCUUGUUACCAUUAACAUCAGGAAGUGCUUCAAGCCAGGCUGACAAAGAGGCCAUGGAACUUGCCAAACAAAUUAGCUUCAAGGCUGAAAUCAAUUCGUCCAGAAAAUGUAUCACUGAAUCUCCACACUCAUCAGAAUUGAACCACUCUGCCACCUUACCUGAGCCACAACAGGAUGGUAUAAAUAGAGGAUUCCAGAAUCCAACCACGAGUACAAUGUCUGAAAUUCAGAACUCCACCACACCAUCUAAUCAAGAGCAUACUCAGCCAAUAUCUAAUAAUACCUCCAUGAGCCCUCGCCAGCGCCGUGCCCAGCAGCAGAGUCAGAGGAGGACACCAUCUUCAACUGAUUUUAAUCAGGUGCAGCAACCAAGAGUCAACACAGGCCGCACUGGAUCAACUGUUCUCAUUGUCCUUCUGACUUUAGCAUUGGCAGCUCUUAUAUUCCGUCGGAUAUAUCUGGCCAAUGACUAUAUGUUUGAGUUAUAAGCUGAGUCGUUUUAAGAGCAGUGACAUGAAUGUUUAAUGAAGCAUUCUGUAUUGGGUAUGACAUGAGAACUGUUUACAAAAGAUUACUUUUUUAUUUACUCUUAAGUCCUUAUGAAUGUUAAUAUACCUUUGGGUAUAUUGCUUUGUAAGGAGGACAAAUGUUGUCAUUUCUAUGAAUAUUAACAACUAACACCACACUCUUAGUAUUUGGAGAAAUAAUUUGGUUGAAUAUGAACAUAAUAUAUAGAGGGUGGGGGAAAGCAUCAAUUGUGACUAGUUAUUUAUCGCUAAAGGGAGGCAAUUUAAAAAUAUAGAGGUUUUACGCAUUUCUUUGUGGAUCAUGGGUGCAGAUAGUCAUCCAUAACUGAGUGAGCAUAAAAAUUUACUUUGGGGAAGGACUUUUUAAAAUGAAACACAAUUUCUGUGUGUUGCAUUGCCUAUGCUCUUAAUUCAGAAGGGGAUAAUAUUUUUGACCACUUUUAUUUACAAAAUGAUAAUUCUAGGACAAUGCAUGAAAUGUUGGUUCAGAGACUGCGCCCUCUGUGGGGGAAUAAAAGGGGCCAGAAAAUUUUGUUUGUUUUUUGCUUUUAAAUGUUUUUGGAAGUUAGAUUGGAUAAUCUUUUGCAAGAUUUGAAUGUCUUCUUCUAAUACUCAAUUGUAUAUCUUGCUUUUUUUAAAAUUGAAGAUUAUAUAAAACAUGUCUAUUCUUGCAAUAGUUAUAAAUAUGUAAUAUAAUUAUUUACCCAGAGCUAUUGUCUUUUAAUUAUUCCAGAAAUAUGCAUAAUGUGUUAAAUUGAAUGUUUCAUAUGUGCUAUUAUUUACUAAACAAAAUCUAAAUCUUUUCAUACUGAAACUCUGCUAUGCAUGAACAAGCUUGAGGGAAGCUUUCAUGAAACUUUUGGUUCUAAUGAAUUAUCACAGUCCAACAUUCAUUUACACAUUUUUUUUUUUGCCACCUUAUUGCAAUACUUCAAGAAAAGUUUAAAAUUCAACUACUUUAAAUCUUUCCAGUAUAUCAGGAUUACAGCAUUCAUGUGUAAAUUGCCAUUUAUUCUGAUGGGUGCUGUCACUUUAGAUGGGGGCCAUCUGGACUGAUAUAUUGAAUUUAUUUAGCCAUAAAGAACAAAUUCAAUGGGAUAAUCAUUUCCCCAUUCAUUGAUUGUAUUGAUAAUAAUCAGUGCAAUUGUUCAUUUACGAUCCAAGAGAAUUUCAGUAAUUUUCACCUGACUACUACUAAGAUAGUUUUCACUAAAGCCAGACUGCUCCACCCUAUUUGUUAACAGAAAUAAGUGUGCUGUAGUUAGCACUCUUAUUAAGGUUACAAAAGAUACUACAUGCAAAUGUACUCCUAAGCAUUAUAAAUAUGUAUAAUUUUACAUUUGUGAAAAUAAUGAACAAAUUACACUUGUGGUGUCCUGAUGUAUGUGUUUAAUUUAUUCACUUAUUAACUUUCAAAAUUCAGAAAUGGAUUCCCAGUGGUUAUUAAAUUAGUUGUGCUCUGCUGUACAUACAAACAGGAUGUACAUCAAUCAGAGCAAUUUAGUUUGUUUAAAUAUUUAAAAUAAAAGUAUAUAGCAUGUCUAGAUAGAUCAGCAGUUAUUUAAACCUUGUACUGUCUUCUGGUCUGGAAGGAGGACAAUUUGGUUUCCUGUGGUGAAAAGAGUUAAAAGUAUUUUCCCCCAAUAAAUAUAUUUGUUUUGGUAGGAGUAUAUUUUAAAACUGUAGACCUCUUAUUCGUGCAAUAAAAAGUUGCUUUUUUCCUAAU
Pelodiscus sinensis (Chinese soft-shelled turtle) is the source of this 2822-nucleotide messenger RNA. NCBI's taxonomy places the organism in Eukaryota, Metazoa, Chordata, Testudines, Trionychidae. The record is from RefSeq and is a predicted model, not a curated record.